UAUUUUUUACUAAUCUCUACAUAGAAGUUGCCUUUCUAUUGUUAUCUACGCCUAAGUUCAAAAUGGCCACGUAAACAAGGACACAUGUUGAAGAAUAAUAUUGACACACUUUGUUUAUCACCAAAUGCAGUAUUUAUCCUAAAUCUCCUGGCAGUUACAUGAUUUUUAUGUCAUGGUGUACACGUUAACAGCAUCAGGUUGCUAGCAGAAAUAUUUAUGUUUUACACAAUCGGUAUGUUUUUUUUUUUUUUUUUUGUUUUUUUAAGUAUGUAUUGACUGGUAUGAGUUGCUGGUUACCGUUUGUCAGUCCAAUUUUGAAUGUUAACGAUUUGGAGUAGCAGAAAACUGAAAUGGCCAACUCUUCUUGCAGUCUUUUUUGUGGCAUAACCGUACAUAUUUUGCCUUCAGGUAUCGGUUCAAAGCGACUGACUCUCUUAGAAAACUUAGUUAAGUCGCAUGGGGGCCAGAUUGCACCCAAGAUAACUGAUGGUAUUACAUAUGUGUUAGUUGAAGAAAAGGCAUUUUCAGAGCCAAACAUGUACGAGAAAAUUCUUGAUAAGGCUUCAGAUGGAAAUGACUCAAAUGCUAAGGUUGUUAGUGUAGCAUGGCUUAGUGAAUGCCUGAAGAGAAAUGAAAAGGUCAAUGUUGAAAGGUUCGAGCUUCUGAAAAAUGAUUCAUCUGAAAUGACUCCAUCAAACAAACGUUCAAGUGAAUUAGAAAUAAUUCAAAAUUUGGAAAGCAUUUCAUCGCAUGUUGUGGAGAAUUCACUACCAAAAAAACUAAAGCCUGGUAAUACUGAGGUGUUACAGAAGUUUGUGUGCUCCCAGCCCUCCAACCAGCGCAGAGAGGGAGCUCCUUGCAACACGCAGAUAGUGGCUGAACUCCAGAAACUGGCAGAUGCUUUUAGAAACAGGCGCGAUCAGUGGCGAGCCCUCGGCUACGAGAAAGCAAUCAGCGCAAUUAAGGCCCACAACAAGCCAAUCACAAGCUUUGAGGAGGCCAGAGCGCUGCCCGGCGUGGGCGCGAAGAUGGCGGCCAAGGUGGUGGAGGUGCUGGAGUGCGGGAGCCUGCGGAAAGUGAAGGAGAUCUGCGAGGACAACAAGUCCAAGGCCCUGGCGUUGUUCACCGAGGUGUGGGGCGUCGGGCCAGCCACGGCCGACAGUUGGUACCAGCGGGGGUUCCGCUCACUGGAUGACCUGCGGACGAAGGCAAACCUGACCAGGCAGCAGAAGAUAGGCCUGAAACUGUUCGAGGACCUGCGGGAAAGGAUACCUCGGGAGGAGGUGGAGCGGAUCGGCUCCGUCGUGCGUGACGCGGCUCUGGGCCUGGACCCGGGGCUGGAGGUGGUGCUUUGCGGCUCGUACCGGAGGAGCAAGGCCACGUGUGGGGACGUCGACGUCCUCAUCGCGAUUCCCGACGGCCGUCCGCGGGACGUCCUUCCCCAGCUCCUCGGCGACCUCAAGAGAACCGGCUUCAUCACCGACGACCUGGUCAGCUUGGAGGUCAGCGGCAACCAGAAGAAGUACCUAGGCGUUUGUCGCCUCCCAGGAGCUGGUCAGUAGCAUCGGAGGCUGGACAUCUUCGUGGUUCCCCGUGCGGAGCUCGCCCCAGCCCUGAUGCACUACACGGGCUCCGCCCUGUUCAACCGCUCCAUCCGGCUGCUGGCGAUCAAGAAAGGCAUGAGCCUCUCGGAACACAGCCUCAUGGCGGGAGUGGUCAGGCAGGGCCAUGCAAUCCUGAACGAUGGCCACCCUCUGCCCACCCCGACUGAAGAGAGUAUAUUCCGACACCUAGAGCUGGAGUACAGGCCACCUGAGGAGAGAGACCAUUAAACAAGUGUCGCUUGCCUCACGUGUCACUGCUGGCAUUGAGAGUACAGUAAGGAUGCUGUAGGUACUAUGUGAAAUUGUGUCCUGCACAGUACUACCAAAUACAGUGCUACAGUACUCAUAUGUUAAAGACUCUUUCUCACACGCAGUGUUGGUUAUUGUAUUUUCUUGUCAGCACCAUCACAGGAAUUCUUCUCCUUUAAAUUUAUCACGAUAGUGCUGUUGCAUUUUAUUUUCUGUCACACUUUUCUUGAUAGAUAUUUGCUGCAUUUUAUCCAAGAGCUGUGUAACAUCACGCAGUUGUUCAUAACUGUGAUACUUGUGUGACCUUUUAGAGCUUGAAAAUAAAUACAUAACAUUUAGUAAACAUCCACAACAAAUGCGAGAGAGCUAUUGGAAUAAAUUUACAGAUAAAUCUCUCAAUUAACUGACGUGACAAGAAAAUUAAAAUGACCGAUUUGAUGUGUGAUACAGAGCCUUUAGGCUAUAUUAACAUGUUUUUAAAAUAAAAUAUAUAACCUUUUUUAUAUAUAUAACUAUUCAUAUGAAAUUGGUUUUGUAAUUGUGUAAUGGCUUUAAGAGAGAUGUGUUUUUAUUCUUGUGAUUUGUGAAAGUUUGUUAGCUGUUUUAGCACUGAACUAGUCAAAUAUUUGUGCAGUACUCAUUUUAACUUAAAAUAAUGUUUGGAACCUAUGUUGUUAGUAACACCAACCACAUAUUUUGAAAUGUGAUGAAUAUUAUUUUUAUCUACAUAAUUUUGUUUGUUACAUCAUGCACAAAGAAGACAAUUUGUAUCCACUGUUGAAUAAAGUUUUAAUAAUGAUUCUAUGUUAAUGAGGUGUGUUUGUGUAGGUCAUUGAUGUUUACUGAUGACAAUAUGUGUGUUUCACACUCUUGACAACAAUUGCUAACAAACUGUUUCGAAGUCAAGACAGUUAUAUCAUAGGCAAGCCUUUCCUCUCAUAAUACUAUAAAUCAGCGAUGGCCAACUUCACUUUUUUCGUUCGAGGGUCAGAUGUCAUUCUUGAACCUAAUUCUAAGGCCAGCCACAUAUUAACAUGACAUGCAUUACAAAAAUUGUUUAACGCCAUAUUAUUCUCUUUCAAUAACAAAUAAAUGCAAACGUAACCUAUCAUGAUUCAAGGGGCAGCUUCAAGGCUGAGCUAGAAGGACAACCGCCCAGCUCAAUACUACACCGACCCACUUGUAAAGUAAAAUGUUCAUCAUUAAAUUGUAAAAUCCUGUUCAUUACAUUAUGUAAAUAUCAUAUAUAUAUAUUUUGAUUUUAAUAAUGUUAGAUUCAUCUUUAUUGUUAUUAAUUUUUGUACUUACAAUAUAUAAAUUUACCUAAACCAUCAUUAAAAAUUUAGGCUCAUGGUUGGCUUAAAAGUGUUAAUUUAAAGAGGGUUUUUUUUCUGGGAUCUAUUUUUUCCGGGGGCUUUCAUAACCACCAAAAAGGGGAGGUGAGCCUUUCGUGAAGCCACUCUCCCAAAAAUUAGGGCCACCUCUGCAUGAAGUAAAUAAAAGUAAUUCUCUUAAAAAUAAUUUUUUUAAAAAUAUGUAACAAUCAAGAAUUCUUAUUAAAAAAUACAUAGGCAUAUUUAAAAAUAUUUUCUUUGUUAUUUCCGUGAAGAUAUCAAAGCUUCAUAACUGUAUAUGCUAACAACUUAAACAUAAUCAUGCAAACAAAGACAUCUUAUACACAACGGUACCUAAACCUUUAAAUAUUUAUUUGCUGGAAGAUUCUGUAAGUGGGCUGUGUGAAACUGAAACUAUGUCGCAGGCCACAAGAUGGCUAUCAGUAAUCUCAGAGCAGGUUAGCACAGUGGUCCAGAGGUCCUGGGUUCGAAUUCUAGUUCGUCCAUCCUGAGGUAGUUCUUUAAUACAGACCAAGCUCGAUUCCUUUCCCCCCAGUACCCCAGCGCUGUCAAGUUUCGUGUUAAUUAUUGUCUUUAAUUUUUUUUUAUAUCACAAGUGCAUAGCUGCCAAUCCUUAUGAUUUUCCUGUACAAUGUAUGAUAUUUGGCCCUAUAGUACUAUUGUUCAAUCAUGUAUGUUUUUCUUUCAGAAAUCAUUACUUUUGGAGUGUGGUUCAUUGGUUUGGAUGUACCAUAGUAAAAAAUUGGGCACAAUUUUUUCGUAAAAUUUAUGCUAAUAAAGCAGGGUGCAUGGCUUAUUCAACAUCUGAUAACGUUGCAUGGCAACGCCACAUACCACAAGGUUCGUGUUUGACAAGGCUAAUGUAAUUUUACAGUCACAUACAUGUUAAAAAAAUUGCUUGUAAAAUUUGUAAAGCCACCUGUAAUCAAAACAACACCAAUAUUUUGACGUCGACCCAAGUGUCUCCCCGGCUCCUUCAGGCCGUUAUGCCUCGUCAAUGCCCUCUCUUGCAUUACUAGUGCAACCUAAGUGCAGUGUCUACAAACAGGGACGCACCCGCGUGCGCCCUGGAACGUCCAAAGGCAAUCUUGUGUCUUGUAAAUAAUUUCUAAUAUCUUAUACUUAUUGUCACUAUGUUCCGUUGUAAAUAUUCACGAGUGUCUACGUUUUGGUUAAUACUUUGUAAUGUUGUCAUAGUUCUUAACUUGUGUUCACGUUUUUGGUAUAAUAAUUUAUAAUGUCUUUUUCUUUUUAAUAAUUUGCAUUUAGAUAUUUUUGUAUAUAUUUUUAAGUGCUUAUGCUGUGUCAGUAACAUGUAGAUCCGCAAGCCUGGCCCGCCGCGCGAGUCGCGUCUCCCACGCCCGCCCGUUUCCCCUUCCUCCCCUCCGCAGCCCGCGCGGGCGGGCGGCGGAGUGUCAGUUAGUUGCUUGCUGGCAGUCACACGGAGCGGACCUGCUUCGCUCUGCUCCGCGAGAAGUAGCACGGAGUCCGGGUCGCAGCAUGGAUGAAACGUCUGUCAACGGACGUGGUCGUCCAGGCUGUGACAGGAUUUCCAGUGAUAAAUCUUGUUAACAAGAUUGCGUCUUCGUCACUUCGCAAUUCACUCCGCUCGAGAUGCAUGCUGUGCACGUCUGAACCUUCUUACUUUCUUAACCAGUUCGUUUCGUCACGGGACUGCCUCCGCAGUCACAUCGAGUCGCAUCCCAGUUGUUACGAGUGUUUUUCCGGGAGUCCGGGUCGCGGCGAGGGAGGACGCUCGUCCCGCAACGCGUCGGCCAGGCUGCGACAGGGCUUUUAACGGAAUAAAGGAGCUCGUGAAAACGGA
Molecule: messenger RNA, 5033 nt
Organism: Bacillus rossius redtenbacheri
Lineage: Eukaryota; Metazoa; Arthropoda; Insecta; Phasmatodea; Bacillidae
Product: DNA polymerase lambda-like
Exons: 6
Coding region: 351-1562 (403 amino acids)
Biological process (GO): double-strand break repair via nonhomologous end joining
Cellular component (GO): nucleus
Molecular function (GO): DNA binding; DNA-directed DNA polymerase activity
Source: RefSeq, a predicted model, not a curated record